Messenger RNA from Gymnogyps californianus (California condor), 849 nucleotides. Its product is annotated as tubulin alpha chain-like. The record is from RefSeq and is a predicted model, not a curated record. Gene Ontology annotation, biological process: microtubule cytoskeleton organization; mitotic cell cycle. NCBI's taxonomy places the organism in Eukaryota, Metazoa, Chordata, Aves, Accipitriformes, Cathartidae. Gene Ontology annotation, cellular component: cytoplasm; microtubule. Gene Ontology annotation, molecular function: GTP binding; structural constituent of cytoskeleton.
AUGCCCGAGGUGCCCACGGGGACGUACCGGCAGCUCUUCCAGCCCGAGCAGCUGAUCACGGGCAAGGAGGAUGCGGCCAACAACUGCGCCCGUGGGCACCCCACCAUCGGGAAGGAGAUCAUUGACCCGGUGCGUGACCACAUCCGCAAGCUGACUGACCCGUGCACGGGGCUGCAGGGCUUCCUGCUCUUCCACAGAGGUGGUUUAAGCCCAGCCGUCUGGGUGAGCUGUCCCGGCUGUGUCUACACCUACGCCCCCAUCACCUCGGCCAAGAAGGCCUACCGGCAGCUCGCGGUGGCGGAGAUCACCGGCGCUUGCUUCGAGCCAGCCAACCAGACAGUGAAGUGCGACCCGCGGCACGGCACGGCCAUGGCGUGCUGCCUGCUGUACCGUGGGAACGUGGUGCCCAGGGAUGUCAAGGCCGCCAUCGCCGCCAUCAAGACCAAGCGCAGCAUCCAGUUCAUGGACUGGUGGCCCAGCGGUUUCAAGGUGGGCAUCAACUACCAGCUGCCCACGGCGGUGCCCAGCGGGGAGCUGGCCAAGGCGCAGCGUGCUGUGUGCGUGCUGAGCAACACCACGGCCGUGGCCGAGGCCUGGGCCCGCCUGGACCACGAGUUUGACCUGAUGUACGCCAAGCGGGCAUUCGUGCCCUGCUACGUGGGGGUGGGCAUGGAGGAGGGGGAGUUCUCGGAGGCGUGGGAGCCCAUGGCUGUCCUGGAGAAGGAUUACGAGGAGGUGGGGGCCGACAGCAUGGGGGGCGAGGAGGAGGGCGAGGCAUACUGGUCCCUGUGCCUUCUGUCUGCUACACCGCGGGGUCCCUGUCACAUGGGUGGGUACCAGGCGGGGUGA